This is a messenger RNA of Rhopalosiphum maidis (corn leaf aphid), 684 nucleotides long. RefSeq lists its product as uncharacterized. The record is from RefSeq and is a predicted model, not a curated record. NCBI's taxonomy places the organism in Eukaryota, Metazoa, Arthropoda, Insecta, Hemiptera, Aphididae. The transcript has 5 exons. The coding region runs from base 240 to 587 and encodes 115 amino acids.
GUAAACUAGAGUACCGAAUUUCAUCAAUUGCUCUCAUAACCUUUAUUUUAUUUAAAUAAUGAAUGUAUAUGCUAAUGUGAACAUAUACAAAAUGUGUAGAUAAUUUUAUCGACCAUAGUUUUUUUCCAUAAAAUACAGUUUCCAAUGUAUUAUAGAUUUACCGAUGAUAUCACCUGAUAUUUAAAGUUUAAACGCUGUAUCAUCGUCUAUAUAUUAUAAAUAAUAAUACGUUAUAAAAAAUGUUUUUUAUAAAUUAUGCUGUACUUAAUACGUAUGACAGUGAUUGUAAUUUAUUAAUUAUUGCAGAAACUUUAAAAGAACUUCAAAUGAAUAGAAACGAUUUAGAUAAAGUUCAAUCUAAAUCAAAAGAAAUCGAAGACAUCCCAAAUGGCUCUGGAAAGGUUUCAGUUAAAGUAAAACCAUAUUUACAUAAAUAUUAUGAGCAUUUGAAGGCAAACCAAUAUCUUUAUUUAGACAAAAUUCCAAUGACUCCUAAAGAAUUUUGUGAAGACCUCGAUAUACCAGAUUUUAGUGUGGAUAAAUGGUGCUUACGCAAUCAAGUAUUGUUAAUUUAUAAUGAUGAAUAAAAGCAUCUUAUCUAUUUUUUACAAUCGUAAAUAGUAUGAUUUCCAAGGAUUAUUUUCACAACAAAUAUGUAUUAUCAAACUAGUCACCCAUACAACG